Naumovozyma castellii is the source of this 384-nucleotide messenger RNA. RefSeq lists its product as uncharacterized. The transcript has a single exon. Lineage: Eukaryota; Fungi; Ascomycota; Saccharomycetes; Saccharomycetales; Saccharomycetaceae. The record is from RefSeq and is a predicted model, not a curated record. Bases 1 to 384 code for a protein of 127 amino acids.
AUGGGUCUAUGUGCAAGUAAAUCAGAUUCACCAUCACCUAAGGUGGCAGCGGCAUCCCCUAAAACUGUCAAGCGUACUGCAAACACUGUCAAUAAAUCAAAGUCUAAGCCAGUAUCACAAGUUAAGAAAGCACCAAAAGUGACGUCCAAGGGCAAUAAAUUAAGUGACGGUACAACCGAUGAAAAAGAUCAAAUAUUAUCCCCGAAGGAGGCAGCUAGAUUGGCAGCUGAAAAGCGUCAGCAAGAGGCAAAUGAAAAGUUAACAAAAGGAGAACUUGGAAAGAAGUUAGCAAGUGAAAAGGGCAAGUCAUAUAGAGCCCAAGUGCUGGAGGAUGCAGAACAAAAGAAGCUCGAGAAGCAAACAGCUGAUCUGACUUACGAUUGA